CUGGUUAUUAGCAGCCGUCUGUACGUCAGUAUUAUUGAGCUGUGGUGAGAUCUUCAUCCUCAGCACAUUAACCUCAUUAAACAGCUCCCCUUUUUACGGUUUUAAUGAACUCGACUGAAGCAGCAUCAUGAACAAAUGCUUAAUGUUACUCUUUCUGUCUUCGCUGAUGGUAAAUGCUGUGUAUGAUAAUACAGAUGAAGUGAAGUCAGUGAUGGAGGGUGAAUCUGUUACUCUACGCACUUAUAUUGUCAAACAGAGAGAUGAGAAGAUUGCGUGGAAUUAUGGACCUGACAACACUUUUAUUGCCAGAUUUACUGGAAAGACCAAUCACAGCAUGUUAUCUGAUGAUGAAAGGUUUAGAGGCAGAGUAAGGCUGGAUAAUAAGACUGGAGAUCUCAUCAUCACAAACAUCACAACUCAACACUCUGGAGAUUAUAAACUAAAGAUUACCAGAAACAAUGAAUUCUCAAAUAAGAAAUUCAGUGUUACUGUCUAUGCUCGUCUGCCUAUUCCUGACAUCUCCAGAUAUUCAACACAAUGUUCUUCUUUAUUUUCAUCAUCAUCAUCAAACUGUUCAUUAUUGUGUUCAGUGUUGAAUGUGAGAGAUGUGAGUCUGUCCUGGUAUAAAGGAAACAGUUUAUUGUCCAUCAUCAGUGUCCCUGGCCUUAAAACAAGCGCAUCUCUUCAUCUGGAGGUGGAUUAUCAAGAUAACAACACAUACAGCUGUGUACUCAACAAUACCAACACAAACCAAACUCAACACCUCAACAUCAAUGCAGUCUGUCAGACGUGUUUAGUUUAUUUUUUAGAUUCUACUUUUGGGACGUUCAUUAUGAUUCAAGUUGUAUUUGCUGGUGUGAUCAUCGCUGCUCUCUACAAACACAAAAGAGAUAAGAGUAAAGAAAGUCCCAUGACACCAACACAAGACCCAGAUAGCAUGCAACCAUUGAAACAAUGUUAAAAAUCAUUGAUUUGUCAAUAUUAAUACCAUUGAAUCAAUAUCACGUUUGCAC
Messenger RNA from Paramisgurnus dabryanus, 1013 nucleotides. Its product is annotated as sodium channel regulatory subunit beta-1-like. The record is from RefSeq and is a predicted model, not a curated record. NCBI's taxonomy places the organism in Eukaryota, Metazoa, Chordata, Actinopteri, Cypriniformes, Cobitidae.